AUGGAUACGGUGUCACUGCGACAGGCCUCAGAGUACAUGAAUUAUUUAGCAGGGCGACGACGACGACGAGAGCAGCGCCAAAAUAUGCUUGGCCAAAAUACAGCUGUCACGUCCUAUCAAAUUUCGCAUUACUUCACCGAAAGGGUUGCGGCUCGGAAAAGCCAUGUACACAAAGCGGUGCAUAUGAUUGCUAAGAUUGUUCAGGAAAUCCUGAAAGAAGUCGAGGCACAGGAACCACGAUUUAUUUCCACGCUAAUCGAAAAUAAUGGCCGAUAUGAAGGGGUAAGAACUGUUCGGCCUUGGAUCAACACAAUCAUAUCUUGGCAUCUCAGGAUCACAAAGCCCAAUGAAUUGGAAAAUGCCCGUAGAGCUCCCACUCAAAAACUCCUCUGUUUUCCAUUUUCAAACUUAAAAUUUAUUGUCAAUAUUCAUCCAUUUAUAGCUUGCAGCGACAAAACUUUCUAA
This is a messenger RNA of Gongylonema pulchrum, 465 nucleotides long. Lineage: Eukaryota; Metazoa; Nematoda; Chromadorea; Rhabditida; Gongylonematidae. The record is from the annotation of a GenBank genome assembly.